UCCGCCAUGGCCGAUGUGGAGGACGGGGACGAGCCCGGCGCCCCCCACACGCACGCGGCCUCGGCGGGCUCCAAGGCGGGCGGCGCCGACAAGAUGUUCUCGCUGAAAAAGUGGAACGCGGUGGCCAUGUGGAGCUGGGACGUGGAGUGCGACACCUGCGCCAUUUGCCGCGUGCAGGUUAUGGAUGCCUGUCUUAGAUGUCAAGCUGAAAACAAACAAGAAGAUUGUGUUGUGGUCUGGGGAGAAUGCAAUCAUUCCUUCCACAAUUGCUGCAUGUCCUUGUGGGUGAAACAGAAUAAUCGCUGUCCCCUCUGCCAGCAGGACUGGGUAGUCCAGAGAAUAGGCAAAUAAAAACACUGGAAUAUUUUUCUUUUUCUGUUGAACUUGUUGAAAUAGUGUAUGUCUUAUGCCAUAUGUUCGUACAAAAGAAUGAAACAGGCCAGUCAUGGCACAGUUUGUUUGGUUUAUCUGCCACAAUAAUGGAGUGGUUUUGUUGUGCGCUCUUUGCUGUAUUAGGAGGCAGUGGUCAGUUUCACUGCAGAUCUUUCCACAACUGAAAAGAGACACUAUGUUAAAAAUGUGUGUAUUACAAUUUGAGUGAUAACUGUAUCAACAUAGAAAUACAUUUGUAUAAAUUUUACCCAGAUAUAGUUUAAUGUAUUUGGUUAGAGAAGUGAAUGAAUUGAAAGGGGAGACUGUUUGAAAGUCUGAUACACUGUAUUGCUCAUCAUUAGAAAAAAAAAAGUUGUCUAAAUGAUACUGCCUACGAAACCAGAGUCACUGAGGUUUGUCAGAAAGUAUUUUGUUAAUCUAAAGUAAAAGAUGUGUGAAAUAUUUAUUACUUGCUUUUUCCAUCAGACUAUACGAUGCAUUUCUCAUUUAGGUUUUCUUUAAGACUUAAGAAAAUUAUGUUUUGCUGUAUUUCAAAAUCUGUUGUUUAAUAUUCUAUACAUAAUUUUUACAACCGUAAUGUUAAACCACAUUAAUUUUUUUUUUAAUUUAUAUUUCUAUUAAAGGUCAUGGAAACAUGCUCUUUUAAUCCAGAGACUUCUGGUGCAGGGACACAUCUUUGAUAUCAGAUACGCCACUAAUUAGUGAUGUAAACAAUUUUGAUGGUUAGUUGACUAAUACAGAAAGCAAGCAACACUGUUAACUUAGAUAUCUGAAGGAAAGCAGGUACUUACUAACUUUAGCAAAAUAUGUUAUAAUAAAUUUAUCAAAAGUCUCUUACACAAAUUUCUUUAUCAUUUUAUCAGAUAAAAUGCAUGUUUUUGGGGGUAGGAGAAUGCAUUGUUUCAUUGUUAUGAAAAUCUUCAAAAUACCAUUUUUUUGGUUUGAUCAGGCCUGUGGUUUUCAUUACGUUUGUUUAAUAGCUUGCCUCUCACUUUCUGUUUAUCUUUUCCCUAAAUAUCCAAAGUAAAUACAGUUAAUGUCAGCAUAUACUGAGAGAAUGAAUUUUUAAUUUAAUCUGAACAUACAGUGUGGGUAUUUUUAUAAAUAAUAGAUUGAUGUUAUGUCUGAAAUGAAUUCAGAUUCAAUAAAAUAGUAAAUAAACCUGGGCA
Molecule: messenger RNA, 1562 nt
Organism: Nothoprocta perdicaria
Lineage: Eukaryota; Metazoa; Chordata; Aves; Tinamiformes; Tinamidae
Gene: RNF7
Product: ring finger protein 7
Exons: 3
Coding region: 7-351 (114 amino acids)
Biological process (GO): protein ubiquitination; ubiquitin-dependent protein catabolic process
Cellular component (GO): Cul5-RING ubiquitin ligase complex; nucleus
Molecular function (GO): zinc ion binding; cullin family protein binding; ubiquitin protein ligase activity
Source: RefSeq, a predicted model, not a curated record